AUGGCAUUCGCAUUCACGACAAGCGACUUCGCACUUCAGGAAGAUACCUUGCUAGUAGCGUGGGUUCGUAAGGAUGAAGAUAUUUGGGUCCAGUCACGGAUUGACUUGAACGAGCACAUCGGUAGCUACAACGGCGAGUUUGAUGUCGCUUCUUCAGGUUGGUUUGGAUGGUCCAGACCAGGGUCUUCCCAUUUACAAGGAACCGUCUUAUUUGCUCAACUUAUGCGACCGGACGGAUCGUGGGGGCCUAGAACGUCGAUAGAUUUAAAUCUCUUUAUCAAAAACGACAAUGGCACAUUGAAAUUUCAGAAACUACACGAAUCGAUUACGGUAUCUUCGGCAUGCCUGAACCUUAACAAUUCUACCCUCCAAGGCCUAUGCUUUGGCUACGAUGGAAAACUUCAUUACACCGAUAUAAAUCUAGAUGAGCACUACGGGAAUAUCGAAGGUAGAAUUGAAUCUGGAAGUAGUCACCUCUUCAAAACUGGGGAUGAAUUUCAAUUAUGCCCGUCGCCUUCGGAAGUACGGCUACGGGGUCAUUUGCGCUGUCAUCCUCGGUGGCGGCCGAGGUCGAGACGGCUCUCCAAUCAUACCACCUGGAAUAACAACGACAUUAACCUUGCCCAUUCCAUUGUAAACAGAGAUGGCCAGUUCGAAUUUACCAGGCGAACUCAAAAAAUCGACACAAAAUCUGAGACAGCGGAUCUGUUAAAAGAUUCUCCAAGGGUAGGAUAUAUUCCGGGAGGUGCUGAGCUAGUUCCAGGGAAUGAGGACCAAGUUGCAGAAGCGAUAGCGGAAUGUACCAGCUCCUCGAUAACGGCUAUCGGUAUUCUCGUUGGAGCAGCGGUCGGAACUAUCAUCGGAAAUACAAUGAUCGGACUUGCAAUAGGCACUGGAAUGACGGCUCCGGGAGGGAUAUCACCGGAAAUUGAGAGCUUAGUGACAUGUAUCAACGACCCAUUGAUUCUGGUCCGCUCGUUAGAAGCUUCUAUAGGUCGAUAUAUCUAUAGAGUGUUACGCAACCUGCUGUCACCAAACGCUACCGAUUAUUUUGUAGCCUUUAUGACUGCCAGAAUGGAGCCAAAAAUUGAUGAAAUUGGGAAUGUGGUUUUGGAUUGCUUGGGCAUGGCAAAUAUGUCCAGAGGUGCUGGCAUCUCGCUAGAGACUGCAAUCAUGAAAGCUAUGGAUGCAUUAUGUAAACAGAAAAUCCCCGAGUGGUCUGAUCUGGAUAUCGCCCUCCAAAUGAUUCGCAGCCAGCAGCUAGAUUACUUUCAAGAGUACUCUUCAUUCUAA
Orbilia oligospora ATCC 24927 is the source of this 1293-nucleotide messenger RNA. RefSeq lists its product as uncharacterized. The record is from RefSeq and is a predicted model, not a curated record. The transcript has 5 exons. Bases 1 to 1293 code for a protein of 430 amino acids. NCBI's taxonomy places the organism in Eukaryota, Fungi, Ascomycota, Orbiliomycetes, Orbiliales, Orbiliaceae.